UGUAGGUUUCGUCUUGGGUAUUGACAGCUAAAUGCUUUAUCUAAAUGCUAUCUAUCUAACGUGUGAUGAUGGUGUUCAUUAGUUUUUUUUAAUGUGGAACUGUAUGUGUUCUCAUUCAGGCUGAAGGGAAACUUGUAACGUUAGAUUUAACUGAUAUUCCUUUGCUCAAGCCUGUAAACUUUAAACACCCUAUGUUGCACUGAGCGCAGGCAGUUUCAUGAACAACAUAUCGAUGACCUAAACCUAUGAUGGCCAAGGUCCCAGUGAUUUUGGAUGGAGGAUUAGCAACAGAACUGGAAGCAGCUGGUGUUAAAAUACAGGGAGACCCAUUAUGGAGUGCUCGAAUUUUGCAUACUAAUCCAAAGGCAGUCAAAGAAGCCCAUUACCGAUUCCUGAACAGUGGUGCUGAUGUUAUCACAACAGCUACAUACCAGGCUAGUGUUGAAGGGUUCAUCCAACACCUGGGUCUGACAACUGAGCAGGCUAAUCAGUUGUUGAUGUCAGGAGUGCAGCUGGCCAAGGAGACAGUAGAGGACUUCAAAGCUACCUGUCUUCAGUCAGGAAGGAGGGUGCCAUUGGUGGCCGGAUCUAUCGGGCCUUAUGGAGCCUUUCUGCACGAUGGCUCAGAGUACUCAGGAGCGUAUGAGGAGAAGAUGAGUAAGGAGGAGCUGAAAGCUUGGCAUCGACCUCAGCUCCACUGCCUGGUUUCAGCAGGAGCUGAUCUCAUUGCUAUGGAAACCAUCCCAAGUCUCAAAGAGGCAGAGGCCUUGGUGGAGCUGCUCCAGGAGUUUCCCAAUUCACAAGCAUGGCUGUCCUUCUCAUGCAAGGACCAACAGUGCAUUUCAAAUGGCAAGAGGUUCUCAGAGGCUGUCCAGCUGGCUAGGAAGUCCAAGCAGCUGGUAGCUGUUGGGGUGAACUGUUGUGCACCUACCCUGGUGGAACCACUGCUUGAUUCUGCUGGUCCACUUUGGAGCCCAGACCUGUGCUGGGUUGUCUACCCCAACAGCGGAGAGGAGUGGAUUCAUGAAACUGGGUGGAAAGCAACCGACAGGAAAACGUCCUUUGCCGAACUGAGCCUGAAGUGGAGGGAACAAGGGGCUGCUUGGAUUGGUGGAUGCUGCCGCAUUAGUCCAGCUGACAUUGCUGAAAUAAGACACCAACUACUUGGAAACAAAGCGACUGAAAAUUCCUAAAGAGACCUGCAGGAGCAUUACUGUCUUGACUUGAAAUGAUUGUUUGGUGUCUGUAAUUACAGAAUCAAGUCACAGGAUUUAGCUUUUGAUACCAAUGCAAUCCUGUGAACACACCCACCCACCUUCUGAAUUUUAAUAUAAAAGAUUAAAUUUUAAAUUAUUACUGUGUAAUUCUGUAA
This is a messenger RNA of Megalops cyprinoides (Indo-Pacific tarpon), 1372 nucleotides long. RefSeq lists its product as uncharacterized. Bases 246 to 1193 code for a protein of 315 amino acids. Gene Ontology annotation, biological process: S-methylmethionine cycle. The record is from RefSeq and is a predicted model, not a curated record. NCBI's taxonomy places the organism in Eukaryota, Metazoa, Chordata, Actinopteri, Elopiformes, Megalopidae. Gene Ontology annotation, molecular function: zinc ion binding; S-adenosylmethionine-homocysteine S-methyltransferase activity. The transcript is spliced from 9 exons.